GAAUUUAGUUUAAUGUGGACGCUACUUUUGUGCGAUUAUUAAAAUAAUUCUUUUUAAGAAUCAAAAAAUAAAAAUAACUUUCGGGUUGGUUUGUUUACAAUGAUAUCAUUAGUGACGCUUGCUUUGUUAGCUUCAGUGCCUGUGUUAAUUUAUGUAUUUUUGACAUGGAACUUUGACUAUUGGAAGAAGCGGGGUGUAAGAGGACCUAAGCCUACACCUCUGUUGGGUUCAUUCCCAAGCUUAUUUACACAAAAGCAACAUUUUGCUAACGAUUUAAAUGAUAUUUAUCGUAAAUAUAAGAACGAUGAAAAUUAUGUUUCUGUGUUUUUAAUGCGUGCCCCUCAACUGAUGAUUCUUGAUCCUGCCUUAGUACAUGAAGUUUUUGUUACCGCCUUUAAGCAUUUCCAUGACAAUGACGUUGCAAGAUUGGUUGAUACUAAAAAAGAUCCCCUGAUUGCAAACAAUCCAUUUAUUGCAACUGGACAUGCUUGGAAAGAACAAAGAUCCCUUGUAUCGCCUGGUAUGACCGGAACUCGUAUUAAAGUAGCUUAUUCCGUUAUGCAGAAGGUCUGUAACAGUUUUUGCGAUUACAUAGAAAAAGAAAUUAAGAUGAUGCAUAAAGAUGGAAUCAAUGGCAAGGAACUAUCGCUACGUUUCACAGCAGAAAAUGUUUGCGACUCUGUACUAGGCAUUAAUGCCAGAAGCUUUACAAAUGAUCGUAUUCCGGUUGCCGAAAACGUAAAAGUUUUCGCUGAAAAUAAUACAAUAUUUUUAAUCUACUCAAUAUUCGCUGGAUUGUUUCCAAGUGCAAUCAACUUUUAUAAAGCGAAAUUCUUUCCAAAACAUUGUGAAGAAUUUUUUAUAAAUUUAAUGAAACAAGCCUUUAAAAUGAGACAAGAAAAUAAAACUGAUCGUCAGGACUUCUUAAAUCAUUUGUUAUCAAUGUCGGAGAAAAAAGAACUGAAUUAUAUUGAAUUAGCGUCACAUACAAUGACAUUCCUCAUCGAUGGCUUAGAUACAACCGCAACGGCAAUAUCACAUUGUUUGCUUUUUCUAGCUCGCUCUCCAGAUGUGCAAGAGAAAUUACAUGAAGAAAUUGUACAAAAUUCUGAUGAGAAUGGUGAAUUGAGUUUCGAAAAACUUAAUGAACUGCCUUAUCUCGAUGCUUGUUUCCACGAAAGUAUACGCAUGUUCCCACCAGGAUUGUUUUCCACGAAAAUAUGUACAGAACCUUAUGAAUUCACAAAUAAAAAUGGUGAUAAGUUAAAAGUAAAUGUUGGAGAAACAAUAAUGUUACCCUUGUAUGCAAUUCACAAUGACCCACAAAUCUAUCCUGAACCUGAAAAAUUCGAUCCUGAGCGAUUUAUGCCAGAAAAUGGUGGAGUGAAAAAAUAUCGCGAUAUGGGCGCUUUUCUUGGAUUUGGAGAUGGACCUAGAAUGUGUUUAGGUAUGCGUUUCGCUCUGACACAGUCUAAGGCAGCACUAUCAGCUGUGAUUCGUAAAUUUAUCGUUAAAGUUAAUCCAAAAACGGAACCAAUAAAUAAACUGGAUCCGAAAGCAUUCUUAGCUAUGCAAGAUGGCGGUGUUUGGUUAGAUUUUGAGAAAAGGGUGUAGGGCUUUUAUAUUUCUUUAUUAUAAAAAAAAUGUAAUAACUAUUAAAAAUAGCUAUAUAUUGAAGGUAUGCUUGAAAGAAUUUAUAAGAAUUUAAUAAGGAUUUAUUAUAUAAAUUAUUUAUUUCAUUAAGUGUGGUUUCAUUAGAA
Molecule: messenger RNA, 1760 nt
Organism: Teleopsis dalmanni
Lineage: Eukaryota; Metazoa; Arthropoda; Insecta; Diptera; Diopsidae
Product: probable cytochrome P450 28d1
Exons: 7
Coding region: 100-1614 (504 amino acids)
Molecular function (GO): heme binding; monooxygenase activity; oxidoreductase activity, acting on paired donors, with incorporation or reduction of molecular oxygen
Source: RefSeq, a predicted model, not a curated record